Grosmannia clavigera kw1407 is the source of this 1218-nucleotide messenger RNA. RefSeq names its product gcn5-related n-acetyltransferase. Gene Ontology annotation, cellular component: NatA complex. Gene Ontology annotation, molecular function: acyltransferase activity, transferring groups other than amino-acyl groups. The record is from RefSeq and is a predicted model, not a curated record. Lineage: Eukaryota; Fungi; Ascomycota; Sordariomycetes; Ophiostomatales; Ophiostomataceae. The transcript has a single exon. The coding region runs from base 1 to 1218 and encodes 405 amino acids. Gene Ontology annotation, biological process: mitotic sister chromatid cohesion.
AUGCCAGCCGCCCAACGCUCCAUUCUUUCCUUCUUUCAAUCCUCCACCUCUUCCGCCUCUUCCGCCUCUUCCGCCUCUUCCGCCCUGCCGUCAUCGACCUCGACACGCCCCAUCGCUGCAGCGUCUCUUCCCCCACCACCACCUCCACCACCGCAGGCCAAGUUUGUCCCUCCGCCGACCGGCAAUGGUCUGCUUCGUCCGCUGCCUCCGGCCGGCAUGACCGCGCGGUCGGGCGGCAGCGUCGACCCCAAGCUCGACUUGCCGCCCAUCACGGCCGAGCUCUUCACCGAGAUUCUGACAACGUCUGGCGCCACCGUUUCCGGCGACGAGCUCGUGUUUCCGCUCCCAACUUCGGUCUCCUCGUCGUCCGCUUCCGUCCGCAUCGUUGCGCCCCGCGACAGCCACAUCCCCGACCUCGUCAGCGUCAAUGCCAUCCUGCUGUCUGUCCGCUAUCCCGACACCUUCUACCGACCGGUGGCCGACUGCACGCGUGUGGCCUCGCUUUUCAACCGCGUCAUCCUUGACGGUGAAAAGGUCGUUGGCGGCAUCGUCUGCCGAUUGGAGCCGUGGCCAUUUGAUCUAGACGAAAACCAAGACCAGCCCAACCCCGACUCCCUCGUCAUCUACGUCCAGUCACUCGCCCUCCUCUCCCCUCAUCGCGGCCGAGGCCUCGCUGCUGCUGCCCUCGAUAGCCUCGCUGCCACCGCCACCGCCCUCAACGCUACCGGCCGGCUGCCGCCCGUUCGCGCCCUCUACGCCCACACCUGGACUGAGAGCGCUGACGUGCUGCGCUGGUACGAGGCUCGCGGCUUCGCCCGCCACGGCUCCGCUCCCAUCGAGAACUACUAUUUUGCCCUACGUCCCAGCACCGCUUGGAUCAUGCGCCGAGACCUGCCGCUGCCUGCUGACCUGUCGACAUCAGCAACAACUGCUCUUCCAAGACCAGCCCCUACCUCUUCUCUCUCCUUCCAGAACACCCGCCCGAACAUGGAGUGGAACGACUUGCCGGCCGACAUGAUGGCCGUCCCGUCUGCUUCUGCUUCGGCUGCCUCGUCGCGCACCGUCUCGCGCAAAACCUCCCGUCUGAACCUUCCCUCUUCCAGCGUGGGAGAAGACGACCAGCCCCCCGUCGGUCGCCCGACGUCCAGCUCACGCAGCAGCUCCGCCGCGCGGAAGAAGCGAGACCGCGCCUAUCCUGCCGCCAUGUUUGGCCAGUAG